AAGGUCGGGAGGCGCGAUCGAGCCAGGCCGGAAGCGUCAGUCCGGCUGCAUCCCGACUUUGAGGCAGCUCUCAUGGAGAUAUUGUCGGAGCUCACACCGCCACACUCCUUUUGAACAUUUAUACUUUUUUUUUUUUGUGUGUGUCUUUUUUAAAUGGGCGUCGCACUCUUUUUCUUUUCACCUCCACUCGCGGCGUUUUCUGCCCUUUUUAAUUCAUUCCCGUGCAAGGAUUUAACAAAAAAGAUGAUCCAGAUCGACAAUUCCGGCUGCACGGGCCUGCGUAUGACUGAUUGCAACACAUAGAUCCCGAAAAGGAUUAUUAUUAUUAUUAUUAUUCAUAUAUGGGCUGCAUUUGAUUUUUUUUUUUUUUUUUUUUUUUUUGUGACCCCCCCCCGUUUUGGGAUUACUCUUGGGAAUGGAAGGACGGGAAUUCGCAGCUCCGGCCCAUCUCCUCUCAGAGCGAGGGGCCCUGGUGCACAGGGCCACCUCUCGGAUCGCCCCCUCCGGCCACGGCUCCGUGCAGCACACCGGCCACUUCCCACCGGGGAAAUACUACCCCUCGCACAUACCAAUGGCUCCACACUCAGGAAGUGGAUUGAUGGGAAACUCCUCCGCCUCCUUCAUGGGGACCUUCCUGGCCAGUAGUCUGGGCUCACCCCCGUCGCACCCGUCUCACCAUUCCCGGCCGCCCUCCUCGCCUUCCUCGCCCUCCUUCCGAGGUGGACCCCAUUCCGGUGCCUCGCAAAUAUGGUUCUCCCAUUCCCAUGAAGCCGCAGCAGGAUAUCCUCGAUUCUCAGGGAGUCUGGCCCACACUUUUCUUCCCAUGAGCCACUUGGACCCCCAUGCCAACAGCGGCGUCCUCUACGGCCAACACCGCUUCUAUGACACCCAGAAAGAGAACUUCUACAUUCGAGGUCUACCAUCACAGCCACCUCUCAUCUCGACCAAUCACAGUCUGCCGCCAAUGUCCAGGGCCGGUUCAGGACUCUCCCAGGGGCCUUGCAGCAGAGAAAGGGAUGCCGGUGGUGGACCAAGUGUCCAUAAGAGCCUUAAAGAAGGAACUGUGGAGAGGGGAGUGGGCCCUGUCAAAGACAAGGAGAGGUCUAGUAGCAAACAUGAGGCAAAGGAAAGACAGCAACAGCAACAGCAGCAGCAGCAACAGCACCACCACAACCAACAGUCCGCUCUGCCCACACAUCAACACCACCACCACCACCACCACUCCCACCAACAUCAGCAGCACCCGCACUAUCCACAGCACCCAUUGCCCCUGGAGGAGGUAAACAGUCGGGCCCUGGAGAGACACAAGGCAUCACUCCCUAUGGAAUACAGUAAGGAUCCGCAAAUGAUGGGCAAGUCUUUAAGUGCUUGCUUGCACAACAGCAAGAUGCAAAACGGAGAGACAGGAAACGUGGCGGUGCCUAAGACAUCCAUGUCCAGCUAUGGAGGGGAGGGCACACCCUUGGGAACUAUUGGAGGUGGGGCCGGCAACCAUGGCAGACAUAUGGGUUCCAACGGCAAUAGCCGCUGCACCAAAGAGGGGGUAAGUGGGGAGAUGCGGAUCAGUGAACAACCCUCAGAUUGUCUCGAAAGGGGUCAAGGACCACUCCACCACUCUCUAACCUACUCUGUAGCCCCGGCCUUACAGUUGGCUUCUACUGGGGGGGCCCAACCCCAUCCACACCCGCACACGCACCCCCAUGCACAUGCUCACCCAGGAGGCUUCCACUGCCUACAGCUUCACCCGAGCCACCCACACCAUCCACACCCUUCCCACCACGCUCACCAUCACCCGGACUUCUUCUGUCCACCCCAUCCUGCCCCUUUGGGUAAUCCCGCCUCACAUGACAGGGGGCCGGCCAAUGCAGGGCGUGAAACUAAAGUCACAGGGCCUACGUUUGUGCCGUCCGUGGCAGACACGGGGGACAAACACGGAGGGCCGUUUCAGCUCGGUAACCCUGACUUUCAGGUUGUAGGCAGUGGAGGUGGCAAUGUCAAGGACAAAGUUAUGGACAAGAAUGGUGGAGGAGGGGGACACCAUGGUAGUUGGCAUAGGAAACAACAGCAACAGCAGCAACAACAGCAACAGCAUCAAUACAGAAAAACGGAGAAGGCUCCAGACUGGAUGCAGUCCCACCAACAACAUCUCCAAGCCUCCCAGCUUACGCCACUGAUCCAACAACAACAGCAACAGCAGCAGGCUCCGCAACCGCAGAAGCAACACCAGGUUGUACGAUCACGCAGUGCUGAGUGUGUAAACAGUACAGUGGACAUGGACAUGUUCAGAUCCUCGUUGCCCCCGGCACCCAAGACUGGACACUCUCUCCCUCAUUCGGUCAACACUUCUCCAUACAGAGACUGUUCCCAUCCGGGACCACAACCUAACUCCUCCCCGCUUGGAAACAAAAAUAUGAGUCAGCACAGCGGUCCUGGCGGCAGCUGCUCCUUGCAAAGAGACGGCCAAAAAGUAGCGAGGAUUCGCCACCAGCAGCACGGGCGUCCUGGCCCGGAUGCUCCUCCUCCGGGGGAGAUAAACCAAGGGACGGUGCAGGAUAUGAAAAGAAAGAUGGACAUGGUUUACGGUUACAACAACGGUGGGCAGCAGCAGCACCAACAGCCGCCCGUACCGCAAUGGACCAUGAGGCCUCCCCACCACAUGCCACAAACUGAGGAGGAACCGAUAAAGUCCUACAUGGAGCUAGGAAGCACGAAUAUGCAACAUUCCCAACAGCAGAGAAUGAAUCCGUCGACUCAGCAUGCACCUCCAGUCAGUCAGCAGCAGCAACAACCUGAGACUCAAGGCCCAACUCGGGGGGAGAGCAGUGCCAUGAAAAGCUUACUUAAGUACAGCAAUCAGCAACAGCCACAACUCCUCUCCCAGAAAACCCCCUUUGGUGGCCUUGGGAACUUGAAAUCGGGUCCAGCUGGCGCAAGCUACGCCCUACAGAUUAACAAGCAGAAUUUACCUUCGAGGAAAGGUCCGGCCAAUGACAACGAGCGCCCUGAUUACGGCGGAAGGCAUCGGGAUGUUGGGGAUCCAGGCCACGGGGAGAGCGAAGUGAGGCAACCGCCCGUCGGGAUUGCCGUGGCCGUGGCCAGACAAAGGGAACCACCGUGUCGUUCGUCGGAUGGUCAUCCCAACAGUCGCCACAGCAGGGUGCAUCCCGCUGUGAAAGGACCUCCACACAGCGCCAUCUAUCCCUCAGAUACGACUACUGAACAGGAGAGGAAAAUGAUGAGCGGGGAGCAAAUAGGUCUGACUUGUUUGGACAGAGAGAGGGAUGCAUACAUCAGAGAUAAUAAGGAGAGGGUGGAGUUUUCAAGGAUUCAUCCCUCGAACAGCUGUCAUGGGGACCUUGCUUCACAUCUCAUGGUCCCAGGCGGGACUUCCCUCCAAACUGGCCAAUUAACAGACCCUGCUGCACAUUCUGCUCACCACCAUUGGAUGCCAAGGACUGGAAGCCCAUCCCUUUGGAUGGCAGGACAUUCUUAUGGUAUAGGUCAUACAGCCCUACACCAGAAUCUGCCUCCAGGUUUCUCUGCAGCAAUGCCAGGUCCUCUACAGCCAGUCCUGCCCUUGCCUCAGGAUCCUUCUGCCCAGUUGGUGGUCCUGCCCACAGAACCUCCAGCCCAUCCUGCAACCCAUCACCUUGAUGUGAUGGAACAGCCUGGUCUUUGGCCACCUGUGUACGGUGCCCGGGGUCCAGCCUCCCACAUGCAGCAUCCCACCAUGUACUCCCGAUCCCAGUUUCUACGACAACAGGAACUAUAUGCUCUCCAGCAGCAUCAGCAGCUUCAGCAUCAGCACCAAAGCCACCCGUCACAGCAACCUCAACCACAACAUCCGGCCCAACAGCAGCAGCAGCAUAAAGCUAUGCAGGGCAUGGACAUGCAACACCACGCCCCCCACGCUGCACAGAUGCAGAAGCGGGCAGAUGAAACUCCGGUUGAUCUGGGGGACCUCAUUCCAAAGUCGAGGACGUCGAAACCUGCCAAGCCCUACUCCUACAACCCUCCUCAGAGAAACACCUCACCCCCUGGAGCGUGUACUGCCCACUUGUCUCCCUGUUACCAGUCCCCUACCAUGCGUCCACACCCCAAAAGCACUCCCUCCACACCUUGCCCCGUUGCCAGUCCGGCCGUCGCGGUCCCGCAUUCUCCCAACAUUAGUCCAGCUCCGACCCAGAUGCCCAAAGGGUCAGAACCCCAGGAUAAGAGAGGCGAGGGUCAGCCCCAGCAGGAUUACGCAGAAUCUUUGGAACCUGACUUGCCCCCUGGAUACACCUAUUCUGCGAUCACACUGGGUUACAGGAGUGGUCCUUCUCCCCAGGAUAUUAAACUUGCAGAGCCAGCCGACCUGGAAGCCAUCCAAGCUGAGCCCUCCGAGCAUGCCCCCCAGGCACUCUCCGGCCUGGGGGAGGCUCUGGACUGCCAAGCGGUGGUAAGACCUCCCCCGGAGCCACUUCCACCCAAGGAAGUGGAACAGGGAGACGAGGGCAGCCCUUUGGAAAGAGGCCUCGAUGAGGUGGAGGGAGCAGCAGAGACAACAGCCAAAUAUGUAUCAGAAGAGAAAGAGGUGAAGGAGCAGGGGUCCGCAGAGGAAGAGGUGCUGGUUUGCCCCUCUGUGGAUAGCCCGGUGUGCGAGACUGCUUCCUGUCCGGCCCCCCUUGCUGCACAUGAGCCUGAGAAGCCAGAGGCUGUCAUCACUUUGGAAGAUGAGGAUGAUGAUGAUGAUGACCUUGGGGGCGAGGAGAGCCAAGUGGAACAAGUCACAAAGGUCACCCUGUCAGAAGAGCCGGAGCCAGUUCUGGGCAGCCUGGGUGCGCUUACCCCUGCCACUCCCGAGGGACGUGAGGAGCGGUCCCCUGAAGUGGACAGCGACGAUGCGUCGUUGAAUUUGACGUCCAACGCCCCUGGCCGGAUUGAAAUGGUCGUCGCCGAAUCCCAGAAAGCUCUCGUGCCGUGCUAUUGGAGCCUUGAGCUGCUCAUCGCGGCGGCUUUCUGCACGGACGUACCCCCGUUUCCUUUGUUUCCUUUCAGCACCCCGGCUGUAAGCCCGUCGCUGCCCAACCCCUGUCAGGGGAUGGAGCUUCUGAGUGAGGUGGCUGACCUGGAGCUACAGCAGAAGAGGCACAACUGUGGGGAAAGCCCAGAAGAAGAGUUGCUGAUGUUCGACCUGCGCAGCCUUGCAACGCUUGCCACAGCCCGAUCGCUGGAGACAAACUCACAGGAAGGCAGCGGUCUGUGCGCCGGUCGACAAUUCCCAGCACGAAAGACCUUCAAUUUGCGUCGAAAAUGCAGUUGGACUCCCCGAAACGAGCCGGUGUGCCAAGCCAAAGGUAGCAUGGAAACGAUGGACGCUCCGGAGCUGGAGAUGCGUGUGAAGCUGGCAGAGCUUCAGCGUCACUACAAGGAGAAGCAGAGGGAGCUGGUCAAGCUGCAGAGGAAACACGAUCACCAGAAAGAGGAGACGCCUCGAAGCCCGGCGAGAAGAGGCCCGGGACGACCGAGGAAGAGGAAGCCCACUACACUAACUACGAGCUCGGAGGGACAGAGGAAAGUCAAGCAUUCUCUGACGCCUGAGGAGUUAGGCGGAGACAACCAGAGAAGGAAGAAGAGGACGUCCAGUCGAGCCUUUGAGCAAGUCAGCGGCACACAGAUGAAAGCGCAAGGUUGCAGAAAAGGAGACACUCCAAGCGCUCCUGGCUCCAAGCUGUCCACCUCCGAGGCGGCGCAGCUUAAACAGAAGAGCCAGGGUAAAAAGAACCUCUCGGGGACGCGUCACCGGGACAAGGAGGUCUCGCCCUCCAGCUCAAAGCACAGACACCGAAGCCAGGGUGCCAGCAAAACCGAGUUCAGGCGAGACUCCGGUGGGCAAAGCGACACAGCAGCCAGCGUGGACAGUGGCACCCAGGAGAACUGGGCUAUGAAAGGGGGCCAGGAUUUCACUCAUCAGACCAAGACGGGUCCGAGGACGGUCCAUGGUACAAGACAGGAGUCAUUGGGAGAGACUUCCAAUCCUGAGAGCGACUCUUCAGAACAAGGAGAAGAAGAAGAAGAAGGCAGUAAUGACAGUGAUGAAGGUCAAGAACCAAGAGCCCAACAUUGCAGAGAUGUGACCCCCAUUUCCACCGUGACAGAUCCGAGUCCUUCCUCUAUUGUAAAACUUGAGGCGAAUCAGAAAGCUCGGAACAAAAAGCAGAGACAGGAGCUUCACGGCUCCCAUAGUCUUUCUGGCGCGGAAGGCGAGGUCAAAGUAAGGAAGAAGAACCCCUCCAGUAGACCGGGCCUGGCUGCUUCGGUCCAAAGCCGCCAUGAAGAUCAGAUCAGGGCGGAUCAUAACUUCAGGAGAGCGUGCGCACCCAGAAGCAAGGAGCCUCGGUGGGGGAACCACGGCAACAGAGGCAACCGGUUCCGUCGUAGCAUGGGACUGCCCGUCUUCCCGUCCACCACGGAGAGGUUGAAGAGGGCAACACGCAAAAGCACCGUGUUGAGAGGAACCAUCAAGCAGAGAAAUUGCUGGGCGCCAUUUCCAAAGAGCGAGGAUUGCGGCAAAAGCCGAAGAGCCAAGGACCCACAGCCAAAAGGUCGAGCGGUUAGUCGACUCUUGGAGAGUUUUGCAGCUGACGAGGGCUUUCAGAUGGACGGCAGCAGCUUCUCAGAGGAAGAGGAGGAGGAGGAGAACAGUGAUUCAUGCACAAAGAGUCCUGAAGUUCCAAAUUGUGUCCUGACCAAAGAACUGUUAUCAGAUGGACUAAAGAUCCUGGUCUCUAAGGAGGAUGAGCUUUUGUAUGCUGCCAGGGUGCACACUAUGGAGCUCCCAGAUAUAUUUAGUGUUACAAUCGACGGAGAAAGAGGAAACCGAGCAAAGAUCUAUUCUUUGGACCAACUGCUGCGGGAAGCUGUCCUGGAUCUGCGCCCUGAGUCCCAGGCCGUGCUGAACGAUGGAACCAGGGUGUGUGCUUACUGGAGUGAACGCUCACGCUGCUUGUACCCGGGCUAUGUUCGCAGAGGGACUUCCACUGAUGACGCCAAGCCGGGAGUGAUGGUAGAGUUUGACGACGGAGACAGAGGGAAGAUUUCUGUACCAAACAUCCGCCUCCUGCCACCAGGUUAUCAAAUUCAAUGUGGGGAGACAUUUCCAGCUGUGUCGGUGUCGACUGGGACAGUCAAGAAAAACCCCAAUUUCAAUCAUGCCUCCAGUGACCGACUCAACACUCCCAGUUCUCUCAAAAACAACCAUCCUCUGACUCUUCCUAAGAGAAGACCAGGGAGACCAAAGGGUUCUGGGAAAAAGCAAAAACAACAACAGCUGGCUGAAAGCAGCAAUAAAAAUUCUUCCCUUUUCGCGGCCUGGUCUUCAUUGACCAGCUCCAGGAAAAGAAUGACCCACAAUCUAUUUCAGCUUAAUGGGACACCCAGAAAGACCUUGAGAUUGAAGGAAGAUGACUCAUUUGCUUUGACUCAGAUCCAACCGCUUCUGUCCGCCCCGUCCAAAGGGCUUUUCAGCAGUAGCUCCUUUGAGGUGGACUCCUUUCACAGUAUCGCAAAUGGCUACUCCUCCUUCUGUACCAAGUCAAUGGGGUCCGGUCCAGAUUCGUCUGUUGCGCCUAAAAGUGGCCCCUAUGGACCGAGGCGUAGACAAGACGAGCCGGUGAUGCCCAGGGGCAAGAAGUCCGGACAAGAGUUUUUGGUCAAGUUAGAUCAUGAAGGAGUAACGUCCCCAAAGACCAAGAACAGCAAGGCUAUGUUGCUCCGUGGUGGUUCUUCCGGCAUGAGUGCAAUGCCUAAGACAGAGGUCUACUCCCAUCCGGUGCUUUUGGUUAAAGACAAUAAAAAGGGCAGCAACUCAAAAGUAGAACUUCUCUUGAAAGGAUCCAUACCCCAAAGAAAGCCUUCAUCUUCCGUGCGUCUUGGAGAAUACGGGGGCUUCAGCUCGCGUCGAGAGUGUCAUAGCUCCUACUCUGAUAUGGAUGAGGAAGAAGAAGAGGAGGAGAGGAAAAGGACUACCCUUGCAUUGGCUUCGGGCGGACUACGAACCGCUGGCCAUUUUCUCUCCCAUCUCCCCGUUUCAUCCUCCUCUUCUGGUUCAUCCAGUUCCUCUUCAUCAGGCUCGAUCUCCAGUUCGAGUCUUUGUUCCUCUGACAACGACUCGUCCUACAGCUCAGAGGACGAGGAACGUUCUACACUAAUGCUACAGAGUUGCCUGUCGUCUCAUCGGGGGCUGCUACGACCCAGCGAACCCUCCACUUCUUCAAGGCAACAUUCGUUUGUUGCCAAAGCUUUGGCUGUUUCUAAUACCAAAGGAUCUUCCGACAGUCACAUGUCCAACGGCAAAUCCCUGAAGAGGAAAGCGUGUUCGGUCUCUAAGUCAUCUCGAGAAUACGUGAAGAAACCGAGGAUGCUACCAGAGGGUAACUCAUGCAUUUCAAGACCCAAGAUGUCCACAUUCCUUGCAGGACGCCAGAUGUGGAGGUGGUCUGGCAACCCUACACAGAGACGAGGUCUUAAGGGGAAGGCCAAGAAGCUUUUCUACAAGGCCAUUACUCGAGGAAAAGAAGCCGUGAAAGUGGGAGACUGCGCCGUGUUUCUCUCAGCCGGACGCCCUAACCUUCCCUACAUUGGUAAAAUCGAGAACUUCUGGGAAUCCUGGACCUCUAGCAUGGUGGUCAAAGUCAAAUGGUUCUACCACCCCGAAGAGACCAAGCUGGGAAAGAGGCAUCGAGAUGGCAAGCACGCCUUGUACCAGUCAUGUCACGAGGACGAAAACGAUGUCCAGACAAUCUCUCAUAAGUGCCAGGUGGUAAGCCGGGAGGAGUAUGAGACUAUGACAUGUGAUCAGAAGCCCAACAGUACCUCUCCAGACCUGUACUACCUGGCUGGUACAUAUGACCCUACUUCCGGUCAGCUGGUCAGUGCGGAAGGGGUUUCGAUCAUGUCCUGAACCUCUGCUAAGAGGAAACUACUGAACAAUUGCUCUUAUACCUGCACACCCUGCAAGACCCCCCCAGGCCUGUUGCUUCCUUACACACUGGAGACGAUUGGUGUCUUAACGGUUACUGGAAGAGAAGGAGAGUCCCCCUUACUGGUUCUUUCAGACAGAACCGGCGGAACUUUGGGUCUCCUUGUUCAUUGCAACCUUCAAUAACUCGUGUUGUAUCACGGGAUUGACCCACACACCACAGAUUUCUAUCACCAAAACAAAGCUGCAUUGAACAGGGGGCCAAGAACCACAAGUCCUGAUGGUCCCUUAGGACCAAUUUUUUUUUUUUGAAACAGAAGAAUUGAAAAGCGAGACCCCGAAGCCUUGCAUUCCUGGGAAAACGUGUAAAGUAGAUGUCUGUAAAUAUUCGGAAAUUGUCCCAAAAACCAAGCCAUACACUUCAGUACCUCUCACCUGUCUUCACGGUUCAGGUGUACUUUGUACAGACGGAUUAUCGUAUCGUGGUCGGAUGUCUAUAUGUACAUAAAAGCUAUUUUAUACGGGAGUAUAUUGUAUAUACGUGAGAUGUAUCUUUCCAUGUUGGCGAUUGAUUUAUUUUUAUAUGUGUAUAGAUUUGUUUGAAUUGUUUUCUUUUCCUUUUGGGGCGGGGGGGGGGGAAGAAAAAAAAAAUCCUGAUUGAAGAUGUUCGCAUUGCACUGCAUAUGCCCUGCUGAGACAGAAACAAAGACACGGCACAGACGAGAGAGAAGGAUUUUUAGUCCGUCAACAGGUCAAUACUCGCUUUUCUGAGAGAUGCGGAGCCAUUCUGGUAAAAAAAAAAAAAAAAAAAGGUCAAGUGGCUUUUUUUUUUUUGUAUAUGUUCUGUUACUACGAAUUUUUUUUUUUUUCAACCUAUGAAUUUUUUUAAUUAUUAUUUAUGUACGGUGGGGCAAAAAAGUAUUGGGCAAGUUCUCCCACUUAAAAUGAUGACCGAGGUCUGUAAUUUUCAUCAUAGGUACACUUCAACUGUGAGAGACAGAAUGUGAAAAAAAAAAAAUCCAGGAAUUCACAUUGUAGGAAUUUUAAAGAAUUUGUCUGUAAAUUAUGGUGGAAAAUAAGUAUUCAAAGCUCUCACUGAUGGAAGGAGGUUUUGGCUCAAAAUCUCACGAUACAUGGCCCCAUUCAUUCUUUCCUUAACACGGAUCGAUCGUCCUGUCCCCUUAGCAUCAAAACAGCCCCAAAGCAUGAUGUUUCCACCCCCAUGCUUCACAGUAGGUGUGGUGUUCUUGGGAUGCAACUCAGUAUUCUUCUUCCUCCAAACACGACGAGUUGAGUUUAUACCAGAAAGGUCUAUUUUGGUUUCAUCAGACCACAUGACAUUCUCCCAAUCCUCUGCUGUAUCAUCCAUGUAUCCAUUUUGGUACAAACUCAACUCGUCGUGUUCGGAGGAAGAUUACUGAGUUGCAUCCCAAGAACACCACACCUACUGUGAAGCAUGGGGGUGGAAACAUCAUGCUUUGGGGCUGUUUUUCUGCUAAGGGGACAGGACGAUUGAUCCGUGUUAAGGAAAGAAUGAAUGGGGCCAUGUAUCGUGAGAUUUUGAGCCAAAACCUCCUUUGAAUGCUUGACCAAAUACUUAUUUUCCACCAUAAUUUACAAAUAAAUUCUUUAAAAUUCCUACAAUGUGAAUUCCUGGGAUUUUUUUUCACAUUCUGUCUCUCACAGUUGAAGUGUACCUAUGAUGAAAAUUACAGACCUCUGCCAUCAUUUUAAGUGGGAGAACUAAAUACUUUUUACCCCACUGUACUUCUUAGUUGCUUGAUUAGACGGAUCCCAAAUGGACUGCAAUCACAUACGAAAACUAAUUUAAGUGUUGGUGAUAUGAAUAUACUUCAUUGACGACAUUUGUGCGUGAUGAGAGUUCUCAACGAUUGCCUACGCUAGGGGUCCCCAACGCGGUGCCCGCGGGCACCAGGUCGCCCGUUAGGACCAGAUGAGUCGCCCACUGGCCUGUUCUUAAAAUAGCUCAAAUAGCAGCACUUACCAGUGAGCUGCCUCUAUUUUUUUUACAUUUUAUUUAUUUACUAGCAAGCUGGCCUAGCUUUGCGCGACGUUUUUAAUUCUAAGAGAGACAAAACUCAAAUAGAAUUAGAAAAUCCACGAAAAUAUUUUAAAGACUUGGUCUUCACUUGUUAAAAUAAUUUUUAUUUUUUUUUGCUUCAUAUAACUUUCAGAAAGACAAUAUUAGAGAAAAAAUACAACCUUAAAAAUUAUUUUAGGAUUUUUAAACACUUAUACCUUUUUACUUUUUAAAUUCCUUCCUCUUCUUUCCUAAAUUUUUUUUUUUAUUGUAAAGAAUAAUAAAUACAUUUUGAUUUAUUCUUCAUUUUAGCUUCUGUUUUUUCGACAAAGAAUAUUUGUGAAAUAUUUCUUCAAACUUAUUAUGAUUAAAAUUCACAAAAAUUAUUCUGGCAAAUCUAGACAAUUUAUAAAAUCAAAUUUAAAUCUUGUUUUAAAUUAUUUUGAAUUUAUUUAAAAAAAAAAUUUCUGGAAAAUAUAGAAGAAAUAAUGAUUUGUCUUUGUUAGAAAUAUAGCUUGGUCCAAUUUGUUAUAUAUUCUAACAAAGUGCAGAUUGGAUUUUAACCUAUUUAAAACAUGUCAUCAAAAUUCAAAAAUUAAUCUUAAUCAGGAAAAAUUACUAAUAAUAUUCCAUAAAUUCCUUUUUCAAUUUUUUCUAAAAGAUUCAAAUUAACCAGGUUUUCUCUUCUUUUUUUCGGUUGAAUUUUGAAUUUUAAAGAGUCGAAAUUGAAAAUAAACUACGUUUCAAAAUUUAAUUUUCAUUUUUUUUCGUGUUUUCUCCUCUUUUAAACCGUUCAAUUAAGUGUUUUUUUCAUCAUUUAUUCUCUACAAAAAACCUUCCGUAAAAGGAAAAAAAAUGUACGACGGAAUGACAGACAGAAAAACCCAUUUUUUUUAUAUAUAUAUAGAUUUAUUUAUUAAAGGUAAAUUGAGCAAAUUGGCUAUUUCUGGCAAUGUAUUUAAGUGUGUAUCCAACUGGUAGCCCUUCGCAUUAAUCAGUACCCAAGAAGUAGCUCUUGCUUUCAAAAAGGU
Molecule: messenger RNA, 12034 nt
Organism: Nerophis ophidion (straightnose pipefish)
Lineage: Eukaryota; Metazoa; Chordata; Actinopteri; Syngnathiformes; Syngnathidae
Product: BAH and coiled-coil domain-containing protein 1
Exons: 29
Coding region: 416-8944 (2842 amino acids)
Molecular function (GO): chromatin binding
Source: RefSeq, a predicted model, not a curated record